Saccostrea cuccullata (small rock oyster) is the source of this 1971-nucleotide messenger RNA. RefSeq lists its product as uncharacterized. The record is from RefSeq and is a predicted model, not a curated record. NCBI's taxonomy places the organism in Eukaryota, Metazoa, Mollusca, Bivalvia, Ostreida, Ostreidae. The coding region runs from base 304 to 1956 and encodes 550 amino acids. The transcript is spliced from 14 exons.
CUAUAGCUUUUGCUAUUCUGGUAGAUACCAGAGGCUCUAUGUCUGAUGACAUCAAAGCAGUUAUAGCUAAUUCUGUCAACAUUGUGACAAGUUUACAGGGAUCCAACAACGAGCCAGAUAACUACGUUCUGACAACAUUCAACGACCCAGUAAAGGUAGGCCUUCGAUAUGUGACGUCAGAUGGAUAUCAGAUGAUUCGACAGCUGCAGGGACUACAUGCCGAUGGAGGCGGCGAUUGUCCUGAAUAUGCUUUAUCGGGCACACUGACAGCAAUUCAGUUGUCGCUACCUGGGUCUACUGUAUAUGUAUUCACUGAUGCUGAUGCGAAGGACUUACAGCCUGGCAGAUCUUGUAAUAAAGGAAGCGAAGAAACGUGAUAUUUCCAUUAUCUUUCUGCUUACUGGUACCUGUGGCCGUAUUAUGCGAAGAGGAACCAAGAGACAUAGAAGAGGUUCUGGAUCUGAUGAUAUGUUUAAAAACAUAGCGCAAAAUACCGGGGGAUCAGUUCACGAAACAACCAAGGAAAACAUUGGUGAAGUUAUGGAAACAGUAAUGGAGAAAACAUUACCAUCUGCAGAUGUUAUAAUUGAGUUGAAAACUUUGACAAGUAGAAACAACGCUACUGUGGUUAUAGAUAGUGAUCCUAACGUUGUCAAAAUAGCAAUGGAAGGGAUAUCCAAAAACUUGAUGAAUAACGUACAACUAUGGAACACAAAUGGAACGAAGCUGUCAUUCAGUGGAGAUGUUAAGUUUAUGUAUAUGGCAACAAUGAAGUUAAACAUAAUUACCUUGAAGAACCCGACCCCUGGCAGAUACAAUCUAAGACUUGAAGACACGGAGGAUUUUGUUAUCCGCGUAAAUAUUACAGCCCAAAGUGAACUUUUCUUUUCAUCACAUGUCAUGGAAAUGGCAGAUGGAUUGUUGACUACAAUGAGUGGAAACCCGAUUCUAGGAAACGAAUAUGCCAUUAUGACAACAGUAUACAGCUUAGAUAAUGGAACUGUAGAUCGAAUUGGUGUGUUGACAGAGUCGGGGUUGCUGUAUCCUAAACUCUUGGAGUUACAUAAUGACAAUUCUACUGUUAAUUCUGUGUAUUUGUUGAAACUUAAGCUAAACACAUCUGUUUCAAUGAUAGUGAUGGAAGGAAGAGACAGCCGCGGUUUCGAAUUCAGAAGAGCUCGAAAUAUAAAUUUAGAACCUGUGAUGGUUGAACUCUCCGUUGUACACUUUACUGAGGAAAAGAGAUAUGAUGAACCAUUUAAUGUGACAUACACCAUAACAAACAAGGGCAAUUCACCAAUUCAACUUACUACCACAAUUAAUGUAACGAAUGGAAAUUUGCCGGAUGGAAGACCAUCCGUUCAUGUCAUUCUUUCUCCUUUCGAUAAUUUUACAUCAAAUUUUCUUGUGAAGGGUCAGAUGUUUUCUCCUUUUCUGAAAUACUCCAUUGCUGUGAUGACAAAUGGAGAUUCGAAAGUGUUACAAAGAAGUGAACAAACUGUAAUGAUAACCACGAAAAAGCAUCCAGAAUUCGUUCAAAUUAAUAAAUCCAGUGACUGCCCUCUCUCUGCUCUGAACACGGGCAAUUGUUCCCUUUACUUGUGGAAAACAGAAUCCAUUCUGCGGCUCUCUGGCGUUAACGUCACAAACAUUACGUUGUCGUCUGCUGCAAGUUUAUCCUACGUUUCCAAUGAUUCAACAAUCGUGAUGGCUGUUCAAGGUGAUUGCUGUGUUCCAUCUACAGAAAUUCAAGUGUUUGACAGCGAUUUUUAUUCUGUUGUAAAAUCAGUGGAUUUUUCUGGAGGAUACGCAGUGCAAUCAAUUCCAAGCAAGAUAGCUGACCAAGAAGUGAAGGAACCAAUAGCAUUACCACUGCUUAUUGGAGGUAUAGUUGGUGGUCUUGUACUUGUGUGUGUCUUGAUUGUCAUCAUUGUGAGAAGAAGUAACAAAUCAUAGAAAACAAAGCUGUAA